AUGAAAGUUAAUAUUGUGGUAUCUACCCUUAUGGGAGUCAGUGUGAUUCUAAAUGCUGCUAUUGCUCUUGUUGGGCCCUUCUUCCCUCCAGAAGCAGAGAAGAAGGGAGUAGACCUUAAGACAGUCGGGUAUAUCUUCAGUGCAUACCCUUCAGCAUUCGUUAUUGUCUCUUUGGUGAUGCCUACUGUGCUCCAUUUCAUCAAUCAGAGAGCUGUUUUCAUUAUUAGUGCAGUUAUUUAUGCAGCUUCUGUCGCAGGAUUCGGAUCAAUUAUUUUUAUGGAUAAGAACCUCAUGGUCUAUCUCGGACUCUCAUUUCGUAUUUUGCAAGGAUCCAGUAACGCUGCCUUGUACACUACGACUUACUCAAUCUUUUCCACCCAGUAUGAGGGCGGAGACUUCAUGAAGAUCAACUCUGUGUUCAAGGGAACAAUCGGAGGUGGACUCUUAAUCGGUUUACUUGUUGGAACUGUCUUGUACAUUAUUGGAGGGUACUUUCUGCCAUUUUUGGUAUACAGUGUGAUUAUGCUGCUAUGUAUCCCCUUUGUGGCAAGAAUAAUCCCAGCCAAGCCAAUGGAACAAGAAUCCAAUACCAAGAAUGAGAGAAACAUUGAUGGAGACAUCGAACUAGGUGAAUCCAACCAUUCAUCUGGAAUUCAAACCCUCGGUAUGAAAUCCGAGACAGGUUCAAAAUUUAAAAUUGUCAACAACUCAAGAAUCAACCCAUUCAAACUUGUGUGGAGACUUCUAUCGAAUAAGAUAAUCCUCAAAUGCCUCAUCCUGUCAGUAGUAGACAUGGUUCUGCUUAACUUUGCUCCUGCAAUCUUGUCUAAGAGACUUUCUGAGUUAAACGUGGACAAAAAGCUGUAUGGCCUUUUCUUCGCUCUUCCAUUCAUUUUCCCAGUAGUAUCAGCUUUGAUCGUUGUGAAAGUGAUGGAGAAGAUAGAUUCACAGAUCCUUUUGUGAAUCGGAAAGCUUCUAAUGGGAGUGGCUUUCCUACUAAUUGGUCCUUCAUACUAUUGGGGAUUCCAAGAGAACAUCUGGGUGAUGCUUGCAGGAAUCUCACUACUUGGAUUUUCAGCUUCGUUCGCUGUUAUCCCUCUGAUGCCGAUGAUCAUGACCGAAAUUAAGGAAAAGUUUGUUAAGAAUACACAGAACUAUAUCAACACAGCCUCAAGUUUGUAUAACUCAGCCUUUGGGCUUGGAAGUAUUAUCGGACCUCUCCUCGGAGCCCAUCUGAACUCAUACUUCGGGUUUAGAGUUUGAACCGAUAUCCUUAGCAAUUUCUCAGUUUUCCUUCUGAUCAUAUUGAUCGUCACAGGAAACUUCUGGAAAAUACUAGGAUACGUCAGGAAGCUAUUUGCAAAGAAGUCUGAAGAAGACCAAGGGAGACUUUCAGUAGGAAGCACAGCCAGCAUUCAGCCAGAGACCGUAGAGACUCCAUUUUAAUGGAGC
Moneuplotes crassus is the source of this 1452-nucleotide messenger RNA. The record is from the annotation of a GenBank genome assembly. Lineage: Eukaryota; Ciliophora; Spirotrichea; Euplotida; Euplotidae.